CCGGGGGCGGGGCGGUGCCGGAGCGGGCGAGCGGCGGGGCGCGGCACGGAGUCCCGUUAGAAGCAGCGCGGAGCCACCAGCGGCGCAGUCGGAGCGAGCUGCCCAGCGCCGUCCGCCGCCAGGAUGCCGAAAACGAUCAGUGUACGUGUUACCACUAUGGAUGCUGAGCUGGAGUUUGCCAUCCAGCCCAACACUACAGGGAAGCAACUCUUUGAUCAGGUCGUCAAGACAAUUGGUCUAAGAGAGGUCUGGUUUUUUGGACUUCAGUAUCAGGACACCAAGGGCUUUCCGACAUGGCUGAAGUUGAACAAAAAGGUAACAGCACAGGAUGUACGCAAAGAAAGCCCCCUGCUUUUCAAAUUCCGUGCCAAAUUCUAUCCAGAGGAUGUGGCAGAAGAGCUGAUCCAGGACAUCACACAGCGCCUUUUCUUCCUCCAAGUGAAGGAGGCAAUUCUGAAUGAUGACAUUUAUUGCCCUCCAGAAACAGCUGUCCUUCUGGCUUCAUAUGCCGUCCAGUCAAAAUAUGGAGACUUCAACAAAGAAGUGCACAAGGCUGGCUACCUGGCUAGUGACAAAUUGCUUCCGCAGAGAGUCCUGGAGCAGCACAAGCUUAACAAGGACCAGUGGGAAGAGCGGAUCCAGGUGUGGCAUGAGGAGCAUCGAGGAAUGAUUAGAGAAGAUGCUGUCUUGGAGUACUUGAAAAUUGCACAGGAUCUGGAAAUGUACGGUGUGAACUACUUCAACAUUAAGAACAAGAAGGGCUCGGAACUCUGGUUAGGUGUAGAUGCUCUUGGACUCAACAUUUAUGAGCAGAAUGACAGGCUAACGCCGAAAAUUGGAUUCCCUUGGAGUGAGAUCAGAAAUAUCUCAUUCAAUGACAAGAAAUUCGUUAUCAAGCCUAUUGACAAGAAAGCACCAGACUUUGUAUUCUAUGCCCCUCGGUUACGGAUUAACAAACGAAUCUUGGCACUUUGCAUGGGGAACCACGAGCUCUACAUGCGCAGGCGUAAACCAGAUACCAUUGAGGUGCAGCAGAUGAAAGCACAGGCUCGGGAAGAGAAGCAUCAGAAACAGAUGGAGAGAGCCCUGCUGGAGAAUGAGAAGAAGAAGAGGGAGUUGGCAGAAAAGGAGAAAGAGAAGAUUGAACGUGAGAAGGAAGAACUAAUGGAGAGACUCAAGCAGAUUGAGGAGCAAACCAAGAAAGCUCAGCAAGAACUGGAAGAACAAACCCGCAGAGCUAUGGAGCUGGAACAGGAGAGAAAACGAGCUCAGGAGGAAGCAGAGAAGCUGGCUAAAGAACGUAGAGAAGCAGAAGAGGCAAAGGAGGCCCUAUUGAAAGCAUCCCAUGAUCAACAAAAGACCCAAGAACAGCUGGCUGCUGAGAUGGCGGAACUCACAACUAGGAUCACACAGCUGGAGCUGGCCAGGCAGAAGAAAGAGAGUGAGGCCCAGGAGUGGCAACAGAAGGCACAGAUGGUGCAGGAGGACCUAGAAAAGACCAAAGAGGAGCUGAAGCAUGCCAUGAGCACCCCUCACGUCCCUGAGCCCAUGCACUCGGAGAAUGAGCAUGAUGAUGAGCAGGAUGAGAAUGCAGCAGAAGCUAGUGCUGAGCUGCGGUCAGAGGCUACCAUCAAGGACCGUAGUGAGGAGGAGCGCACCACUGAAGCAGAGAAGAAUGAACGGGUCCAGAAACACUUGAAGGCUCUUUCCUCGGAGCUGGCAAAUGCUCGGGAUGAAACCAAGAAGACAGCCAAUGAUAUGAUCCACGCUGAGAACAUGCGCCUGGGCCGAGACAAGUACAAGACCCUCCGUCAGAUUCGACAGGGCAACACCAAGCAGCGCAUUGAUGAGUUUGAGUCCAUGUAAACUCUCCCCUGCACCUGCUGCCCUGUGCUCUUCUUCUCCCCUCUUUCCCAUCCUCUCCUAUCAUUCACUCAUCAUUGUGCUGCGCUGGAACCACUACAGAAGAGUGACCAUGGUCUUACUUAUCAAGUUUUGGGUAAAUGCUGGAGUUAAGCAACAGAAGAAAGAACAGUAUUUACUUCUUUCUGGGGUGGCUUGGGAAACAUGUAUUGGGGCAAAUCUGAAAUUGUUUGGCUUUGGAUAAAGUCUCACUGCAUUUUGUGUUUUGGUUACUGAAGUGGCUGUGUUGCUGCCCUCCCUGUUGGGUGGGGAGGCUGGCAGACACUCCUACUGACUUAUGUAUGGUAAAGUGCUAACAGUUUGACACUUUGCCUUCCGACUAACUUGCGCUAGCUUCAGUAUUGGGCUUAGUAGCCACGGUCUGAAUUUCUGACUUAAUACAGAGUCUGAAUCGUGGAGUUGAGAAGGGAAGUCUGGAACUUAGGAAGAAGGAAUGGAGGUAGAAUAUGGGUUUUCUCUCUAAAAGACCAAAGCGCUUCAAGUGUAAGCAGACCAAACAGGUUCAGACGUGUUCCUGCUGGUGUUACCUUUUGUUGUUUAAUUAUUGAACUUCGACUUUUUUAGUCAUGAGAGGCCUCUGGAACACUUCUACUGAUGCAAUGUGGUUUGGAACCUUGACUUCCGUGCUUCCAGAAGUUUUGUCUCUGGUGAAUGGCUUUGUUCAUUGUCAUUUGUCUGAACUGAAUGUAACCAAUGAGGCAGAGAGAGCUGAAGAACAUUGCCUUCCUUUUUGGGUUUGCCAGUGGAAACCUGAAGGGGUAGGUAGAAACGUAAAAAACUAAAAAUUCUUGUGAUCAUGUUCCCCUUUGCUGAACCAGUGCAUGUAUAGUCAUGUGAAUAUGAUCUCUGUUUUGUUCCUGCCCACCCAAUAGGCCUUUUUAGGACAUAGUCACUGGUGCCUUAUGACUGUGUAUAGAUCUGCUGUAGCUCAGAUGUCUUUUUAUGAUUGCAUCUAGUUUUAAACUAAAGAGAUCAGCAGCUAGGGACCAAAAACUGCUCUUGUAUCUGAGACCUGUACAAGACUGCAUCUGUUUUCGUGGCUCCAAGCAGCAUUUGGGGGGAGAGGAUCCAGAGGUAUUUAUCCAACUGCUGCCUUAAUCCUCACUAGCAUUCUUCCAGAUCCUUGGCUCAAGUACUUUUCCUUCCCCAGGAGGAUGCUUUGCCUCAUUGUAGCUUUGCAAAUAGAAGGCUUUGUCUCUUAGAAAUGGGACGCUAGUGGUUGUGGGACUGGCCCCGAGAGCCAUUUGUACCAGUUGAUGCGUAUUAAAACACCUCCUGUCUUAGAAGCUCUCUGUGCUAUAGCUGCCCAGAAUCCUUCCUGCCGUUUCUGGGGAGGAAACAGACAUGUAUGCUCAGGGUUGAAUUGGAUUUUUGCCUUGAUCCUUCAUAGAAGGAAAUCUUAACCUUCAGAAGAGGCCUCUUAAAAAUGGAUUCCACUUACAAUGGAGUCCUCCUUUGUUUUGCUCUCUUUGGAUUAGCCUGUCCCUGUAGGAAGUCAUUAGGCUAGCCUGUGAUGCAUCUUCUUGCCUAGCACGAUCCUAAAUCUUGUGACUUUCUCUGUUUUGUGGAUUCCCCCUUUGUAUGGUGUCACUGCUAGUGGUGAGAGAAGGGAAACAGCUGACCGCUAGAGGCCUUUCGGCUCCCUGCUCUGUGGGAACCGUAAAGGGGGACUGUGCCAAAAAUAAAUGUUCCACGAUAGUGGUAAUAAACUGCAGUAUUUCCCCAAGAAUCCCUUGGGCUGGAAACAACCUUACCAGUGCUGUAUUAUUUUAUUUUUUGGAAGUAAUACAAGUCUGGAGACCCACACAAAUGCCAACCAACAAACCUCUGUUAGGAGCAUUCUUAAGCGUGUUGCUUCUAAACAUCCCAAUGGAUCCUGUGGGAGCUGCCUUCCCCCUGGACACAGCCUGCAUUUUGAGGGGGCACAUGGUGAGUGCUUGGUUGUCUGAAACCACGUCUCAGUACUUUGAAAGUCACUGGUGAAAGCUGGCAGUUCUGUCUGUCAGAACUGGUUUGCAUGUUUCUGUACUGAAGGGUUGUUGGCACUGCUCUAUGUGAGCCUCAUUACUGGGGGAAGAGACAACCUUUACACUUCUGUUUUGGUGCUUUAAAGCUGGUUCUCAGCACUUCUGCUCUUCUGUGGCAACUAUUGAUGCAUUUGAGGGGAGAAAAGCCUUUAUUACAUUUUAACAAUUUCCUAACAAGUGGUUGUAUGGUGCCUGGAAUAUGUGUUCAAAUAAUGAACUAGUAAGCCUUUUCUGCUUUGAUCUCACAGCACUGCUGAACUCAUGUAUUAUGAUGCUGGCGUGACUUCUGUUUAUAGGAUUUUUUUAAUCGUUCUAAUUCCAAAUGGUCCAAUACAGGAAUAGAACGGCUUGUGCCAGUGAGUUCACCUAACUCUUUGUAGUUGUUUCAGCCCUGCCUUCUUCUUAACCAGUAUUAUAUUCCAGUGGUAUCUAAAGAUAUUUGAUUUCAAUACUUCUAGCUAUGCACAAUUAGAAAAUAUUAGUCAUGGGAUUGAGGAUAUGUUUAUGGUCCCCUUUCCCUUGGAAAUGUAUACUGUAUUGUAAAGAAAUGAUAUUUUGCAGGAAAACUAAUGUAUGAAGCUUUCAGUAUUAUGGUGAGACUUGUAGACACAUUUUUUAUUUGUUAGAAUACAGUGAAUUAUUGUUCUUCCUCUCUGUGUUCAGAUUUUAUUGGGUAACUGCUCUUCUUGGGCAUGGAGGGAGGGAAGUACUUUAUCAAAUGUUUCCUGGCUUGUUUAUUCUUGUUUUAUUUUUGAUGCUGUAAAUUAUGUUGAGGUUUUUUUGACCAGUCUUUUUACUGGAUUAUAGUAAGACAUCAGUCCCUUAAGGCUGUGGAGUAAUUCAUGGGUCCAUGUGCUUGUCUGCAGAGAGAAACUUGAUGCUAAGGCAUUUUUUUCUUGUUUGGAGGAAUUGUUAAAAUCUAUACCCUGUUCCUAAAGUGCCAAUAAAGUUCAGAGAAAUUCA
This is a messenger RNA of Cuculus canorus (common cuckoo), 4913 nucleotides long. It is a transcript of the gene MSN, whose product is annotated as moesin. NCBI's taxonomy places the organism in Eukaryota, Metazoa, Chordata, Aves, Cuculiformes, Cuculidae. The coding region runs from base 124 to 1866 and encodes 580 amino acids. Gene Ontology annotation, biological process: positive regulation of protein localization to early endosome; positive regulation of early endosome to late endosome transport; regulation of organelle assembly. Gene Ontology annotation, molecular function: actin binding; cell adhesion molecule binding. The transcript is spliced from 13 exons. Gene Ontology annotation, cellular component: filopodium; cytoskeleton; plasma membrane. The record is from RefSeq and is a predicted model, not a curated record.